CGUGAGCGCUUGCGGAAGCGGAGCGUGGAAUGUUGGUACAUUGUUGUUGUUUUGUAGUUAAUUUAGUGCGAGCCCGAGGAGACACCGCUGGACGCGCCGCGCCGAACCGAACCGUGUCAAAGUUUCCGCGUCGCCUCCGAACACAGGGACACUUUACUCCACGCCACUGUUUUCCAUUUUUCUUCACGCAUUCCGGUCCACGGCACAAAAUCCGCGUCCACAGAGUGUCUUCUGUGAGAUCCCGGCCACUUGUCUGCAUGCAGGGAAUGACGACUCAGUUCAAGACGAGCAAAGCUUUAAAGAUGUGCUCGUAUGUGUCUUCCACUCUCCACGUGCUACAGGUCAAGAGGGAGGUGGUGGAAAAUGCCCCAGCGGUCAGCGACGACGAGCUGGUGGCCAUGUCCGUGCGCGAGCUCAACCAGCACCUGCGCGGGCUGACCAAGGACGACGUCGUGCGGUUGAAGCAGAGGCGACGCACUCUCAAGAACCGGGGCUACGCCGCCAGCUGCCGCAUCAAGCGUGUCACCCAGAAGGAGGAGCUGGAGAGACAGAAGAUCGACCUGCAGCAAGAGGUGGACAAGCUGGCCCGGGAGAACGCCAGCAUGAGGCUGGAGCUGGACGCCCUGCGAGCCAAGUAUGAGGCCCUGCAGUGUUUCGCCCGGACUGUGACCCGCGGGCCCCUCUCGCCGGGCAAGGUGGCGACCACCAGCGUCAUCACCAUCGUCAAGUCGGCCAACCACAACAACUCCAGCCCAACGCCAUUUUCAGCGCAGUCCUAGUGGCGUCAGGACUGGGCUCUUCUCCUUCUGCCUGGUCCUUCCCGGUUCUGACCCCUCUGACCCCGAACCCACUCAUCCUGUACUGAGAAGGACGCUCGGUAGUUUAGACUGAGGGAUGGGAUGGGGCGGCGAACUCUAUGUGAUGUUAUUCUGAAUUCACGACUGCGUCUCCCUCCUUUCCGUCUGAUUCACACAUUGUCUGUGCACUGUGCAAAUCCCCCCCCACAUCCCGCACCGCCCAGCACCAGCAGGGUAAUGGGCCUCUGUGACCUGACCUCCCUGACUGAUAACAGAGAUUUGCUUUUACUUAGGCGUGAAGACAAAAAAAAAAAAAAAAAGAGUUUGACAUGCCUUUAAUGAGGCAGCACUGGCCAAGGACAGCUCCAAUACUUAUUGCCAUCAGGACAUAACAUAAAGGAUUUGAGAAGCUUGGAGAAGUGACAGUAAAGCUCUUAACACCUUUUCCAAAUGUGUCCUUUAAGGUAAAAGUGCCUCAGUGUAAACAAAGCCUUUAAAAAAAGGAUCUUUUAUUGAUCUCAUGUGUUGGGAAUGGACGUAGCCUUCCAGUUUGAAAAGUGACGCUUAGGAAGUAAAAGUUAGCCACCAGGAGUUCAGCUUGAAUCAAUAACCUGCACCCCACCGCAUCAUCCCCCCACCCCCCACCCUCCAAUCCUCUAGCAAAGCCCCUGCAGGUUUUUUUAAUCGCUCCAUCUUUGCAACGGGGAUCCGGUCUUUUUACGACCGCGGUUGUCGUAAAGAAAUUCUACUCACGGCUCUUCACGCUCCGUUGGGAGAACUGGGCUUGAUCACUGACCAGUGUUUAGCCAAUGGGCUGCAGCAGUGGAACAUUAGCGCUCAUAUCUCCGUCCUGAUUAUGCAAAGUUGUGCUCAGUGGUCACUCAUGUUAAAUUGUGCAUGUGCCAUUUAGGAGCUAAUGGCCAGUGCUCCACAGGAAAGACCCUGUGACUCAUUUUCUUUUUUUUUUUUGGAAUUUGGAAGUUUUCAUUUGUUGGAGAACUUUUGAGAACGUUUUGUGCAAAUCUAUAUCGACUCCACAUAUUGAGGUAGCCGUCUCGGGCCUUUGUGCCAACCUUCUGGCAACUGCCCAAAUAUGGAAAAAGAAAUCACACCUGCAGGGUAUGUUUUCUGCAGCUCUGAUUUCCAAAGCAGCAAAUCUCCUUCAUUUCAAUUUGCUGUCACAAUAGCUCAUCCACAAAACACUCGACUUGAGCUGGUGUUGAAUUUUGUCAGCGAGGCUGAGAAGUGAUUUUCACAUUGACCCGAGUUAAAAACAUUGGUGAGGUGCUGCAUGGUUUCUCUCUCUGCAGCCAUUUUCCCCUUGAGCAAUAAUUCACCUUUUCUGCUUAUAUGAAGUGCAUGAGUUGAAUUAUAUACAUAUAUUUCCAAUUUCAACAGAUUUAACUGACGGCAGACUUGGGAGGACUAAAAUGUAAAAAUGGAAUGGUUGACUUAAGGAUCAGACUUCUUUGGUUUUCGACGUUGCCCAGGAUCGCUCCUUGUUUUAGCACUUAUGAGGAAACUGUUAGGAUGCAGUAUAAAAGAAAGAAACCAGAUGCGAUUAAAGAUGGUGUGACCACUUAUUGCCGGGUCAGGCCUUGCGUAACUUGGGAUGUUUCUGCAACAGCACUUACUGGGUGAUGUCUUUGCCUGGGUCCUUUUAAAAAUGCCACUCUUUGAUAGGUAAUCCAUAUUGGAUAUAGUGUAACGAGAGCGGUCCUUUACGAGUGAAACGCAAUUCAGCCGACUUCCUGUAUAUUACAGAUUACAGACGACGACAAAACUCCCACUGCCUCCCACUUUUUGUCUCAUGUGAAGAUCUCCAUCCGUCCACAUAGAAAUCAUUCCUACUGCUGGGUCACGAGACGCGCUGCUGCCGGUGUUGGUUCACUCUGAAACAGUAGCCAUUCACUUUGCUUUUGACACACUCUUUUGCAAGAGAACUCCUGACGCUCAUCUCUACAAAAAAAACAAAAACAAAAAAAACAGUCUUUGUCAACAAACACACUUCCUUCCUCCUGUUGUACGUUUUUUUUUUUUUUUAGAGAUAUUUAAAUAUGAGAUUCACUUGAAAAAUCAAGCCGUUCUUACCGAGGAUCCAUUCCUUAAUUUGGAGUGAAGUGAAUAGAGAUUGUUCAAUGUCGGGAUUUUCACUUGGCUAAGAGGACAUGACUGUUCUUCCCCCUUUUGUUCCAUAGCUGCAAAGAACAGUGCGGGGAACUUUGCUGCUGUACGACCUGCUGUGAUUUUUUUAAGCAGGGGCAUUGCUGUGUUCUUACUUCUUCAUUUUUGUAUGUUUUCUAUGUAGAUACAACCUAUGUCCUCUUUCUGAUACCUAGUUUUAUAUGCAUAUACAGUCUAUUAUAUAUAUAUAUAUAUAUUACAUAUUUUUCUAUAUUUAUGUCUUUUACUAUCCCGGGAGUGGUGUGAUUAUGUAAUCAUUCUUUGAAGUCUAAUUAUGUUGAAGAUGACCCUUUUUUUUUUUUCUGAAAAAGAAAACUAUUGUCAUAGCUUAAAACUUCCUUGUGAAUAUAUCUAUCUA
Molecule: messenger RNA, 3339 nt
Organism: Solea solea (common sole)
Lineage: Eukaryota; Metazoa; Chordata; Actinopteri; Pleuronectiformes; Soleidae
Gene: mafk
Product: v-maf avian musculoaponeurotic fibrosarcoma oncogene homolog K
Exons: 3
Coding region: 30-779 (249 amino acids)
Biological process (GO): regulation of transcription by RNA polymerase II
Cellular component (GO): nucleus
Molecular function (GO): DNA-binding transcription factor activity, RNA polymerase II-specific; RNA polymerase II cis-regulatory region sequence-specific DNA binding
Source: RefSeq, a predicted model, not a curated record